This is a messenger RNA of Lathyrus oleraceus (garden pea), 902 nucleotides long. RefSeq lists its product as uncharacterized. The transcript has 2 exons. The coding region runs from base 77 to 739 and encodes 220 amino acids. Lineage: Eukaryota; Viridiplantae; Streptophyta; Magnoliopsida; Fabales; Fabaceae. The record is from RefSeq and is a predicted model, not a curated record.
GAUUUUAAUUUUUAACGAUGUAAGAGAAAAGUAGCUGAAGAAAAUAACACCAGUUUAGUCAGCGAGUGACUGAGUGAUGAGCAUGAAGAUGAAAAUGGAGGAGCAAGAAAAUCUAAACCUAAUCCCCCCAACAGCAACCCUAGAAAUAGACAAAGACCUCACUCUCCUACCACGCAUCAAACUCAACCUCACCGUACACCCUUCCACACCUUCAUCCUCCAUAACAAACCAAAUCGACGAAUGGAAAACCAAACGAGCCUUACUCGAUUUUCUCCAAACCUCUCAUUCUCUUCCCUUUCCUCUCCCCGAAGAAGAUCUUCAAUUCAAACGCUUCAACAAAGACCUCAAAAAGCGUAAACGUGAAGAUCCCGUCGUUUACGGUACACUCCACAUCUGGGACCUGUCGUUUUUGAGUGAGAAGAAUGAAAACGACGUUGUGAAAUGGAGGAAUGGUCUUGUUGAAAAAUUGAACGGCGUUGAGUUGAAUCUUCAAGGGGUUAGGUUUAGGCUCGAGGUUGAUGUUCCUGAGUGUGAUGAUUUUGAUGGGAUGAAGAAGAAUUGGGAAGAGUUUUAUGCUUUUCGGAAUGUCAAUCGGAGUUCCAAGCGCGAACCGGAUACGGUUGUUGUUAGUGGUGUGCCGUCGCGGUGGUUCGCGGAGACUAGGGUUUCUUCUAAACCUUCUAUGCUUGUUACUCAUACCAUUUUUUCAAAGUUUGGCAAGAUAAGCAAGCUUGAGUAGAUUUGGCCUAUCAUCUCAACUCAAGGUUUAGCCAUGGUAGACUUAUUGAUGCAAGCUUGGGGAAUGUUUGGCCUUGAGGUGUGCAUGCAUCACUGCCUCAACAACUGGUUUUUCAAUGCACAUGGAUGAAUCCUAUUGAACCCUUCUUCCAGUUCAGCAUAUG